Messenger RNA from Asterias rubens (European starfish), 3707 nucleotides. RefSeq lists its product as uncharacterized. The transcript has 4 exons. The record is from RefSeq and is a predicted model, not a curated record. Gene Ontology annotation, biological process: positive regulation of DNA-templated transcription. NCBI's taxonomy places the organism in Eukaryota, Metazoa, Echinodermata, Asteroidea, Forcipulatida, Asteriidae. Gene Ontology annotation, cellular component: nucleoplasm; chromatin. The coding region runs from base 19 to 3033 and encodes 1004 amino acids. Gene Ontology annotation, molecular function: zinc ion binding; ubiquitin-protein transferase activity; protein binding.
CUACUGUAAACUAUUUCAAUGAUGGCAAACCGCUCGCUGUUCGGAAUAACACGAGAGGUGUUAAAGGAUUUGACUACCUGUAAACUUUGUUUUGAGGAAUACGACGAAGUUGAACGCCAAGCCAAAUAUUUACCGUGCCUGCAUAGCUUUUGCCUGUUUUGCCUCGUCGAACACGCCAAGGGUGAGAGGGUAUUUAAGUGUCCAAUGUGUAGGCGUUCUACGAACGUUCCAGAGAAUGGAGUUCGCGGGCUUCCAGAUAACUUCAUAGUCGGAACUUUAACGGAUCUUCAGCCCGUGGUUAAUAACGCUGACCCAUCUACGAUCCUUAGAUGUGGCUCGUGCACAGAUGAGGAGAAUGUAUCCGCAGUCGGGUUCUGUUUGGCAUGCCAGGCAUUUCUGUGCCGCACAUGUAAGGAGGCCCAUUCGAGAAUGCGAGCAUUCGAUGGCCACGAGGUUAAAACAAUGGAGCAGUUGCAGAAUCCAUCAACGCCGCCACAGCAAGGGUCGUACUGCGAUCAGCACAAACGUGAGCGUCUGACUCUAUUUUGCACCGGUGCGAAGUGUCAGAAGGUUCUAUGUAUACUCUGUGCUCAAACACGACACCAGGGUCAGGAUCACCCCACCGUCGAACUCGCCGUGAGGUCUGCCGAGGUAAUGAGGGAUAUGAACAACCUUGUCGAGCAAGCCCGUCAUAAAGCAACCCUUGUACGAGAAAUAUCCGGGAAAAUCAACACAGAGAUUAACCGAACGAGUCGUUUGUACGAGGAAAGCGCAAACGCCGUCAAUCGUUUUUUUGAGGCACUUCAAGAGAAGCUCAAAGAGAGGGUAACCAAUGCAAAUAUCUUCCAAAAUCAGGUUUGUGUUGAUCGCACCAAUCUUCUUCGUCGACAGACAGACCGGGCCGAAUCCAUUAUCUCCCAGUUUGAGUCUGCUUGCCAAUUUGCCGAGACAGCUUGCGGUACGGGAAAUCCAGUGCACCUCCUCUGGGCUAAGGAGCAGGUCUUUGCGAAACUUGAGGAGCUGAUCAACUUAAACCUCGCCAAGCAUAUUCCAUUCCAACCGACAAGUGAAGACGUCUUCAAGUCAUUAACAGCAGACCAAGAAUGGGCCCUAGAAGAGUUUGAGAAGAUCUUCCAGCGCCUCGGGAUUUUUACAAAGUCCAUCUGUAACUAUGAUUUUGAGGUUGAUUUAGCAGAAGGAAAAACAUUUUCUCUCAUCACCGAAGCUUUGCAAGUGGUCCGUUUGCGUUUAUCAGACAAACCCGGCCAGUCAUUGGAGAAUCUUAUUGAUCGUCUAGAUGCGUUCAUCGUGUCCCCAGAUGGUAACAGCACAGAUUGCGCCAUUUUAAGAAUGAGUGACACCGACAUACAGGGAUGUGAGGUGCAAGUCCAGCCGAUGGUUUCGGGGACACACAAAUUAAACAUCAGUGUUUCCGGGGUACCCAUCAAACACAGCCCCUUCUUCCUCGAGGUCGCAGAUGGUCCUCCCCAAGAGCCUACCGCCCAGGAGGAAAUCUCAAGUGAUGUGACUUGGAACCAGAAGGAGAUCUCUACUGAUGUGACUUGGAACCCUGACGUCUUUGCGGGACGUGAGCACACAAUCUUUGUCAAGCUCCACGGCAUCCGAGAAGGUCAAAGGUUAACUGCAAGAUACUAUAUGCAGGAGGACCAGAGCACGAAUGGCCUUGAAAACGACAAUGAUGACGAGCCCAUUGAAGAUGUCACACAUCAAGACGUUGGAACUGACGCAAGAAUUACAUCAACUGCAGAUGAAGGAACAUUCCGGGUUGCUUUCACUCCUUCUCAAGCUGGCAGGCUGAUCAUGUCGAUCUUCCUAGACGACAAACCGAUUCCAAACCAACCCUUUCUCGUGAGCGUCGGCCCUCGCCGUCAGACCUCGCCGUAUUCCGCCUCAAUCCGCUUUGCUCAGAUGGGGAGGCACACGGGGCGUAUUGCAGUACUGGACAUGCCUUAUUCUAUUGUCGUCUCAAUGCAUGACUACAAGAGACCACUUCGCACUGGAGGCCGAAGCAUCAUCGCGACCAUCGCCUCGGGAACAUCCCAUCAAAUACAAUGCGUCGCCAGGGACAUCCAAAACGGCAGCUACAACAUUGAGUUCAUACCACGGUCUUUGGGCUCUCACACUCUGGAAAUAACAGUAGAUGGACAAUAUCUGGACAUAAACCCGAAGAGUUUUACCGUAUCACGCUAUCUACCCUUUGGAAAUCCUCGUUGCGGCUAUAUUAGCCCGACCGGGAUCGCCGUUGAUAAAGAAAGGAAUUUUGUCCUAGUCGCAGACGGCCGACAGUCCUGCAUCCAUCGCCUAGACUUGGAUGGCAAUGAUGCUUUACAACAUAUCGCCAUCUCAACCAAGAGGUCCGUGCAAAUUGCCACGAGCAAGCUUGGCAGACUAGUGAUGCUGAUACCGGCGGAAAGCACCGUGAUACUACUGUCCGCUUUUACGAAAGAUGAAGAGCAAAGGUGGUCAUGCAGCAGCGAAACCACAACACCAACCAAUGUGUUCUGCUCCCAGGAUAACAAAGUGAUAAUUAGCGAUUGUAACUCUCAAAAGCUCUUCGUGUACGACAGUCAAGGUGUCAUCAUUAGUCAUAUUCAACUACCAGAGGGAUCCCUCACGGGCAGUUGCAUGAACAACGCGUGCUGCCUACCAAAUAAUGACGUCAUCGUUGCAACCAGCUGUCAUCCUUACCGCAUUAUCCGUUAUACCAUCGCUGGUACCCUCAAGUAUGCGUCAGUCUCGCCUGCCAAUGGCGACCAACUGGCAGUUGCUGCGUUGGGUGAGCAAGCAACAAUCGUCGUGUCCUCAGCUGGGAAGGUUAUGAUUCUAGCCCUGCACCCGAAUGGUUCAUCGACAGUUGUUAGCGAGUUUAAGACGGAGCGAAUAUACACCAGUCUCGGCUCGACGGCUGAUGGGUGUUUCAUGGCGUUUGAUCCCGGUGAAGGAUUUCACCUCGAUAAGUACAGUUAUCGGGAGUACCCAGACGAAGAGGAGGGGAAAGAAGUACUGGUAUAGGAUUUGUUAGGAAUAUUAACAGUAAUUAUUAAGGAACUGUGAAUGUAUUCAUUUUGGGUUCUAUCCAUAUACACUGUGUGUGCACUUUAUACUCCGAGUUCUGUGAAGAAAAACAUCACCGGCAUAUUACUCGGGUGGGAUUCGAACCUACGACCUUCGUAAUUCUAGAGCAGUGUCAUACCAACUAUACCACUGAGGUUGCCGGGAAGCUAGAGAGGCAGUUCGAAUCCUAUGUUUAACCGCGGGUACUGCAACGAUCUAACAAUUAUUUUUUUUAAUAAUGGCAACAACAAAAAAACCUCUUUGUUAUCCCAUGGCAACAGAUACAAAUACAUUUUUUCCCUUUUUUUUCGAUUUCAAACAAAAAGUGAAAUUUUUCCUAUUUCCAAGACCACGUUAUCAUGACACAGUUAACUUUUAUGGAUGGCUGCAUUGAAUAUAUAUACAACUAAAUAUGGGUUCAACCUUUUAAUUUCAAAUAGGGAUGGUUUAAUACUUUUUUGACGUAAUACAAUGUUGUAUUUUCGUCAAAGAAGAAAAAGUACACAGCUCAUUAUGGCAUUGCUCCUAUUUAAUCAUCGAAUACAUUUUGUGAGAUUAGACACUUAAAGGCAGUGGACACUAUUGGUAAUUACUCAAAAUAAUUAUUAGCAUAAAACCUUUCUUGGUGACGA